Molecule: messenger RNA, 1680 nt
Organism: Aspergillus mulundensis
Lineage: Eukaryota; Fungi; Ascomycota; Eurotiomycetes; Eurotiales; Aspergillaceae
Product: AFG1 family ATPase
Exons: 3
Coding region: 1-1680 (559 amino acids)
Biological process (GO): protein quality control for misfolded or incompletely synthesized proteins
Cellular component (GO): mitochondrion; cytoplasm
Molecular function (GO): ATP hydrolysis activity; ATP binding
Source: RefSeq, a predicted model, not a curated record
AUGAGCGCCCCCUCCGCCAGGCUUUGCGCCGACCAUCUCGCUGGCACGCUGAGCAAACGCGCUCUUCUCCGUCCCGCCGCUGUACGCACAUCAAGACCAGUCUUCGUCGCGGGUUGCAGGAGGAGUUUCCAUAACGCGAGAACGGCACCGGCUGUUUCGCGCAGAUACGGUGGUCAUGGUCGGUGGAAUGCGGUGAAGCCGAACCCGGCGCAUCAGCGGUGCCUCGCGACCGUUGCGGAGGCUACGGCUGCGAGUCCUGUGGAGGCAUCUGCUGGAGCGAACGGCGGUCCGCUAGCGGAGUAUAAUGCGCGGGUUGAGCAAGGUCGGCUUCGGGAUGACCCGUACCAGAGACAAAUCAUCGGGCAGCUCCAGGAUCUAUACGAGCGUCUCAAGUCGUAUCACGCUCCCGCUGUCGUGCGUCCCAGUAUAGAGUCUCUCGAUGCGCCGCAAAAGAAAUCGUCGUUCUUCGGCUCCCUGUUCAGUAAGGCGCCUGCGAAGCCGGAGACCAAGAUUCCCGAGGAUCUGCCCAAGGGUCUGUAUAUGUAUGGCGAUGUUGGGUGCGGGAAGACGAUGCUCAUGGAUCUAUUUUAUGAGACGUUGCCGCCUAAUAUCUCGUCCAAGUCGCGCAUUCAUUUUCAUAACUUCAUGCAGGAUGUACAUAAAAGGAUGCAUGUGAUUAAGAUGAAGUUUGGUAACGACUUUGAUGCGCUGCCGCUCGUUGCGGCGGAAAUUGCGGAGAAGUCGAGCGUGCUUUGCUUCGAUGAGUUCCAGUGUACGGAUGUUGCGGAUGCCAUGAUCCUGCGAAGACUUUUGGAACUCCUCAUGUCGCAUGGAGUCGUUCUCGUCACAACCUCCAACCGCCACCCCGACGACCUCUACCUCAACGGCAUCCAGCGCGAAUCCUUUAUCCCCUGCAUCACCCUCCUCAAAACCGUCCUGACAGUAAUAAACCUGAACUCUCCGACCGACUACCGCAAGAUCCCUCGUCCUCCGUCCGGCGUCUACCACCACCCCCUUGGCCCGGAAGCCGAACAGCACGCUCAGAAAUGGUUCGACUACCUCGGUGACCCCAUCAAUGACCCUCCCCGCCCCGCGACGCAGGAAGUCUGGGGCCGCAAGAUCAAUGUCCCUCUUGCCAGUGGAAAGGCCGCGAAGUUCAGCUUCCAACAACUCAUUGGGGCUGCGACUGGUGCCGCAGAUUACCUCGAGCUUGUGCGGAAUUACGAAGCAUUUAUUGUUACAGAUGUCCCUGGGAUGACGCUGCACCAACGGGAUCUGGCGAGGAGGUUCAUUACGUUUAUUGAUGCUGUCUAUGAGAGUCGGGCAAAACUCGUCCUCACAACCGCCACCCCACUAACGAACCUCUUCAUCUCCGAAUCCGAAGUCAAGACCUCACUCGACGACAACGGCGAGCACACCGACCUUUCCGACGCGAUGCGCAUGAUGAUGGACGACCUAGGCCUAAGCAUGAAGGCGCUCAAGACGUCGUCCAUCUUCAGCGGCGACGAGGAGCGCUUUGCAUUUGCGCGCGCUUUGUCGCGGUUGUCGGAGAUGGGGAGUAAGGAGUGGGUUGAGCGGGGGCUUGUCGGGAAGGGUGGUAUUGAUGUUGAUGGCAAGGAGAAGAGUGAACAGCAGGCUUAUUUGAAGGCCAGGAGUAGGUGGAGCGAGGAUAACAUGUGA